Molecule: messenger RNA, 780 nt
Organism: Humulus lupulus (European hop)
Lineage: Eukaryota; Viridiplantae; Streptophyta; Magnoliopsida; Rosales; Cannabaceae
Exons: 2
Coding region: 1-780 (259 amino acids)
Source: RefSeq, a predicted model, not a curated record
AUGCCGGUAGAUCUUGAAAUUGAAAGAAGGUUGGAUUUUUCCAUGGCUGUAAAUCAAGGGAAUGCAAUAAAUCAUGCUGCCAAUGAUGUCGAAGGGGCAGUAGCUGCUGAGGUCCCUGCUGAUCAAGGGGCUAGAAGUUUAAGAGAUUAUGUACUCCCAAUUGUUACGGGAGUGCAUUCAUGCAUCAAACCUUCAUCAAUUGAUGCGAAUAAUUUUGAGAUUAAGCCAGCUGUUUUGCAAAUGGUCCAAUCUUCUGUUCAGUUUGGAGGCUUGCCUACAGAAGACCCUAACUUACACAUAGCUAAUUUUUUAGAGCUUUGUGCGACCUUUAAACUGAAUGGAGUGAGCGAUGACACGAUAAGGUUGAGCUUAUUUUCAUUUUCACUAAGGGACCGAGCAAAGAGUGGUACAACUUGCACUAUCAUAGAUACAGCAGCAGGAGGGGAAUUUAUGAGCAAGAGUGCCAACGAAGCUUAUGAUCUACUAGAAGAGAUGGCCAUGAACAAUUACCAGUGGCCUAUUGAGAGAGAAAAUACAAAGAAUGUGGCUGGGAUGAUUGAAUUAGAUGUCAUCUCAAUGCUUACAACUCAAGUGGCAUCCUUGGCGAAACAACUACAACAGAAUAACUUCACAGCUCAAGCCAUGCAAUUACAAAGUGUGUGUGAAAUAUGUGGAAUGGCGCAUCCACCUAACAAGUGUCCUGCAAUGGAUUUAAAUAAUUUUCCUAUGGAACAAGUUCAAGCCAUAAGAAAUAGCCAAAGACCAGCCAAUAACCCAUAA